AAUACACAAUUUUGGAUGGGCUCGGCUGGUCUCUCCUAUUAAUUCCUGUGUCAGUGCCCUUCUCUGUUGACGGCUCAAACUCUGAUAAACAAAACGAAAAAUCGAUGGAUCCAGACGCUGUAGCCAAGGCUUUUGUCGAUCACUACUACUCCACAUUCGAUGCGAACCGGGCCGGUUUAGCCAAUCUCUACCAGGAACGUUCCAUGUUGACCUUUGAAGGUCAAAAGAUCCAAGGCUCUCAGAGCAUUGUCGCUAAGCUAACCAGCCUUCCUUUCCAGCAGUGCAAGCACAAUAUUACCACCGUCGAUUGCCAGCCAUCUGGCGCUGGCGGCGUCCUCGUUUUCGUCUCUGGAACACUACAACUUGCCGGCGAACAACAUGCUCUCAAGUUUAGCCAGAUGUUUCAUUUGAUGCCAACACCACAAGGAAGCUUUUAUGUGUUGAAUGACAUAUUCAGGUUAAACUACGCGUGAAGAAACAGAAAUCACUACAAUUAAUCAGAUUUUUGUUUCCAUUUGAGAGAUUGGCAGAGCUCGCGAGUCUUGGCUUGGUUUGGUACUUUUGUUUCCAGUAUUGAGGUUGGAUAUUGUUGUUGGUAUCGAAUUGCUUUUCUAUUUCCAUCUUAGUAUUUUCUUUUCUUUUAUAACCACUAAAUUUAAUUACUGAAAUUGGUGGUGGAACUUCCAUCAGUUUUAUAGAUAAUGGAUGAUCAGAGCUCACAACUUAUAUUUCGGAAGCAGGCACGGUAGAAGCUGUUUAGUAUAUAAAAUUUUGUUUUUAUAUUAUAGCAUUUCAUUGGUUUUUUUUAUCUUGUAUGAUGCAUGAAUUUUUUAUUUUUUUAUUUUUUAUUUUUUUGAGAAAUAAGGAACAAGUAUUAUUUGGCAGUUAAA
Molecule: messenger RNA, 890 nt
Organism: Gossypium arboreum
Lineage: Eukaryota; Viridiplantae; Streptophyta; Magnoliopsida; Malvales; Malvaceae
Product: nuclear transport factor 2B-like
Exons: 3
Coding region: 105-473 (122 amino acids)
Biological process (GO): nucleocytoplasmic transport
Cellular component (GO): nuclear pore central transport channel
Source: RefSeq, a predicted model, not a curated record